AUGGUCCUUGGAUGUGGUUCCAGUGAAGGUGACAUGGUGCCGCCCAACAUCUUUAAUCAGAGCCGGAGCCACAAUUCGGAUGGCUAUGUGAAGCUGCUGGAGACUGUGGUCAAACUCUGGCUUGAGAAAUUUGCUGCUGGAAGGUCAUAUGUGUGGCUGCAGGAUUCGGCACCUUGCCAUCCCACUGAAAAGAGUCAGAAGUGGUUGUCAGAGAAUGUCUAUGACUUGACCAGCCCAAAUUUCUGGCCUUCUAAUUCUCCCGAUUGUUAUCCCACGAAUAAAGACACCAAUCUCUCUGCUUGCAACAUCUGCUGGCCAAGUGCAAGAUUGGUCUGUAAUGAAAACACUACACCAACAAGGAAUGGCACUUUCUAUUGGCCAAUGACAAAAAUAGGGACUAAUGUGACGAUCCCAUGCCAUGCAAAUGUAGCGACGAGACGCUGUUCCUCCAGACAGGCGGCACAUUCCGAAAAGGCAACAAUUCAACAUAUGACAUCACCAAAGUGUUCACCAUUCACUGGUGUCUGGCAAGAACCAGACAUGUCCCAGUGUUACAAUACAGAGAGGAUCACUCAACAACUAAAGAAUAUCACAAAUGAAGACAUCGAUAAAGAAAAUGUUGAGGAGGUUUCAAAAGCCCUCCGCAUCAUUUCAGAGAAAUCGGUGUAUUUCAAAGCAGAAGAUAUUGACUUGGCUGUAGACAUUCAAGAGAAAAUGGUGCCAUUGAUAUCGAAUGUGUCCGCCAAUAUAACACUGAAUAACAUACUUCUUAGUAUCAACGAUAUGAUAGACACACCGGAAGAGAUUUUGGUUGAAGCAGAACAAUCAAAGAGAACUGGGAAAAGAAUGCUGGACAUUAUAGAAGCAAUCCGGAAGAGAUUCCACUGGAAGAGCAGCAACUCACAGUUUAUAUUCAUAAUAUGGUAUUGGUGUUAUCAAAGUGGAUAA
Molecule: messenger RNA, 948 nt
Organism: Octopus sinensis (East Asian common octopus)
Lineage: Eukaryota; Metazoa; Mollusca; Cephalopoda; Octopoda; Octopodidae
Exons: 5
Coding region: 1-948 (315 amino acids)
Biological process (GO): cell surface receptor signaling pathway
Cellular component (GO): plasma membrane
Molecular function (GO): G protein-coupled receptor activity; nucleic acid binding
Source: RefSeq, a predicted model, not a curated record